AUGGCAGCGCCAAACCUCCUGAGUGUGAGCGUGGUAGGGAUCUUCUUCGCAACUCGGCUCGGCCACUUCGUUAAGAGUGUAACCGCUCGUGCGCAUUGCUACGCAGUCGGGGAUUCGGAGAACAACACGGUCGACAAGAUGGCGUGCGGUCACCUGCCGGUUCAGAAUGGUGCAGACGUCGCCAGAGUUUGCGAAAACAUCACCACUCAAAAAAGACGUCUUCAUCAUGCCGAAAGAGACAUCUUCAGGGGAGAGCAGCGCCGCAAAACGGGAUAUAACGUAAAACGCAUCGUUUGUAUCCACUUCGGAGACGAACCGGACGCACGAGUGCCCAACCUCAACUACACGCUCUACAUAUUCAUGAGGAAAGAGAUGCCGAAGGAACUCGAGGCCAUAAAAUUCGGGAAACCGGCAGCUUUCAAAGUGCCCGAGGGAGUAGACGAGAAAAGGGCUUUGGGCAUCCUGAAUCCAAGCGGAGGUGUCGCUGUGGUCUGCGGAUACAAUGUCGUCAAGAACACAGCCUCGGCACGCAGCAGCAUUGGACUCUGCCAGCAGACCAGCGUGUUCUUCCCUGACUUGACGGUUCGGGAGCACCUAGUGUACUUUGGGAAGGUGGUCAUCUUGGACGAACCGUCUGCGGGCCUGGACGUCGAGAACAAGCGGGAAAUUUGGGACUUGUUGCUGGGCAUGCGCAGCAAGAGCACGCUGAUCAUCUCCACGCACGACAUGGAGGAGGCCGACAUCCUGGCGGAUCGGAUCAUCGUGAUGGCCGAUGGCAGGGUCCUGUGCAGCGGUUCGCCUGCUUUCCUCAAGAAGGCUUACGGUACGGAUCGUUUCAUCGCAGCUUAUGAAAUGCACGGCGUCGGCUAUCAACUGCGCAUCGUCAAGGACCCCAAGGGACUCGACCUGUCCCAAGUCCUACGGGCGGUACGGAAAGCGGCUCCCAAAGCGGAAGCAGACGACAAGAUGAAGGAGGCCAUCGUCUCGCUCAACACGCUGAGUCACGCGGGAUUCGUCCGGAUGUUCAAAGAGCUGGAGGAGCGCGGGACCGAGCUUGGCAUCAAGGCCAUCGGCGUAAUGGUUGCCACCCUCGGGGAUGUCUACAUUAAGAUAAACCUUGAGUGGGUUCCAGACGGCUUACAACCAAAGGCGGACUACAUGCCUAACGAAAAGGAUGUGGCCAUCGCCGGCUCGGUGUCAGGCACCCGACCUGGUGCCGCCAGACAGCUGGGGGCGCUCCUGACCAAGCGCGCCAUCUUCUUUUCCCGAUCCCACUUCCUGAUCCUCUUGGUCUUUCUGACUCCGGCCCUGGUAUUUCUGUUGGCGUUCGACGGCAAUCGGGAGCGUUUGCUCGAGACGUCCGUCAAUACUCGAAGUCUCCCACUGUCUAUGAAGACCCUCUACGGCGACGCGCACGCGUUCGCCCAGCAUGACGUGGCGGCCAAGGAUUAUUUCGACCAGUACCGGCCACUGGUCGAGAGUGAAGAUGCCAGACUGCGAAUAUUCAAGGAUGCCACCAACGCGUUGCUGGCCGAAGCCCAGGAGGACUACGUUGCGUUCAGCCAGGCCUACCUACUCGGCGGUGUGUUCGAGGGAAAGAGGCUCGAGAGCUGGUACAACCCUUUCGCUCCCCUCAGCCAUGCGAUCGGCGUCAACCUUCUGGACACUGCGCUCCUCCGUCUGCUGACCGGGAAACACGCCGCCCGAAUCCGAACCACGAUCAAAGUGACCGCGAACCCCUUGGCGGGCCAAACAGAGCAACAGAAGCGCCAAAUGGGAACCGUGAACUCGAUGGUUCAGAUGUUCUUCGGACUGCUUUCAUGGACCUUCGUCGCCCCGGCGGUGGUGGGCCUGCUGCUCUCCGACUUCGUCAUCUUCCCGUUCACGGAGACCGCCAGCCACGCCAAAGAGCUCCAGCUCAUGACCGGCGUUUCCGGUUACCUGUACUGUCUGUCCAACUUUUUCUUCGACCUCGUCGUCUACCUGGUGGCCUUUGUUCCGCUGGCCGUGUGCUUCGUCUUUCUGUACAGCCUGGAGACGCAGUCGUACGGUAACAAACUUGUUAAUCCGGUAGCAUUUCUUUAA
This is a messenger RNA of Ixodes scapularis (black-legged tick), 2085 nucleotides long. RefSeq names its product ATP-binding cassette sub-family A member 17-like. The record is from RefSeq and is a predicted model, not a curated record. Gene Ontology annotation, biological process: transmembrane transport; lipid transport. NCBI's taxonomy places the organism in Eukaryota, Metazoa, Arthropoda, Arachnida, Ixodida, Ixodidae. Bases 1 to 2085 code for a protein of 694 amino acids. The transcript is spliced from 8 exons. Gene Ontology annotation, cellular component: intracellular membrane-bounded organelle; membrane. Gene Ontology annotation, molecular function: ABC-type transporter activity; lipid carrier activity.